This is a messenger RNA of Musa acuminata AAA Group (dessert banana), 2055 nucleotides long. RefSeq names its product monoterpene synthase 8, chloroplastic-like. Bases 1 to 2007 code for a protein of 668 amino acids. The record is from RefSeq and is a predicted model, not a curated record. Gene Ontology annotation, biological process: diterpenoid biosynthetic process. NCBI's taxonomy places the organism in Eukaryota, Viridiplantae, Streptophyta, Magnoliopsida, Zingiberales, Musaceae. Gene Ontology annotation, molecular function: magnesium ion binding; terpene synthase activity. The transcript is spliced from 9 exons.
AUGCCCGUGGCUAACGGCGACGAGGGGGCACGAGGAGAACGCAUCCGCAAGGAAGGGGCACAAGGAGGGGGUGUGAGACCACAUCGGCGAGGAGGCUACAUGGCCCCUGUCGGAUCCCCCACCCUCACUGUUGUCGUUGGUCAUGGAGGUGCCGCCUACUCCCAUGCUUGCGCGAAGGCGGCGAGAGCCGCCUCUCGUUGCGGAGGUGCCGCGCAGCGUCGCUUGCGCCUCUGCUCACGCGAGGGCGACGAGGGCUGCUUUGUAGCUGGUCCUUCGGGGUGCGACGGGGGCCCACCUUUGGACUCGUUCAAGAUAUUUUUGGACACUUGGAAGUACAUUUGGUUGGAACACGAUGAUGUGGAGCUUUUGUGGAUAUACAUGAGGCUGGCUCUUGAUCGGUGCCUAUCCGCGGACUGCCCCCUCGAAGUCUUCACCCCGUCGAUGCCUCCUACUGCCAAUCCGGUGGAGGAGGAUAACGCAAGAAGGAUGGGCAAACUGACAGAGGACGUGAAACAGCUGAUCUACAGGAAGAAGGGAAUUGAGGACCAACUUCAACUGAUCGAUCACCUGCGGCAGCUUGGGGCGGCGUAUCACUUUAAGGAGGAUAUUAAGGAUGCUUUAUGGACUAUAUACGAUUCCAUGGAAGAGGUGAGCAUGUUGCUGAAGGAUAAUCUUCAUGCCACGGCUCUUAUGUUCAGGCUUCUCAGAGAACAUGGGUUUGCUGUUUCUGAAGGUGUAUUCAACCGACUUAUAGAUGAGAAGGGCAACUUGAAAGCCAGCCUUCGCCACCAGACUGAAGGAUUGGUGAGCUUGUACGAGGCUUCCCAUCUUGCAAAGGAAGGAGAGCACGUGCUGGAAGAAGCUAUAAACUUCACAACUAAACAGCUCAAGAGCCUCAUGGAGGGAUCACUUGAGCCUCAUCUCAGGGAGCACGUAACCCAUGCCUUGGAGCUUCCAUUGAACUGGAGGAUGCCGAGGUUACAGACCAGGUGGUUCAUAGAAGCAUGCCAAAGGGAAGCUAACAUAAACCCUGUCCUACUUGAAUUGGCUAAGUUGGACUUCAACAGAGUUCAGAGCAUACAGCAGAGGGAACUCAGAGAAGUGUCGAGUUGGUGGAGCAAUCUUGGCCUGGCGCAGAGGCUUCCAUUUUCGAGGGACAGGUUGAUGGAGAGCUAUUUCUGGACGGUUGGCUGGGCUUUCGAGCCACAGUUUGCAAGAUACAGGGAGGCGCAGACAAAGGCAAUCUGCCUGAUAACAAUAAUAGAUGAUGUGUAUGAUGUUUACGGCACCAUGGAUGAGCUCGAACUUUUCACGGAUGCCGUCGAUAGAUGGGAUGUUAAUGCAAUGGACAAAUUGCCAGAGUAUAUGAAGAUAUGUUUUCUAGCCCUCUUCAACACUACAAAUGACACCGCGUACAAUGUUACGAAAGAGAAGGGUCUGGAUAUAAUUCCACACCUAAAAAAAGCAUGGGCAGAUCUAUGCAAGGCAAGCAUGGUGGAAGCAAGGUGGUACCACCAAGGCUACACACCCAAUCUUGAAGAGUACUGGGAGAACGCACUGGUAUCGAUAGCGGGUCCCCUGGCAUUGACUCUUGCUUAUUGCACCAGUGACGAUGUAACUCGAGAGGCCUUGGACGGUUUCCAAAGCUGUCCUGAGAUUGCAAGAUGGUCAUCAAUGAUCUUUCGACUUUGUGAUGAUUGGGGUACUUCCAAGGACGAGCUUCGAAGAGGCGAUGUGCCCAAAUCUAUAGAGUGUCACAUGCAUGAGAACGGUGUUUCGGAGGACGCGGCUCGUGAGCAUAUCAGGCAAUUGAUUAGAGGGAAUUGGAGAGCAAUAAACGGAGAUCGAAGUUUCACUUCGUGUUUUGAGGAAAACCUAAAAAUGAUAGCCAUCAAUAUUCCUCGAAUGGCCCAUUGCAUGUACCAAUAUGGAGAUGGAUAUGGCAAACCCGAUGGAGUGAUCGAGGAUCGCAUCAGGUCUUUGUUGAUUGAACCUAAACUUAUGUAACAAUGUAAUUAAGGAUAAUAUCGUGAAGCUUUAAGGCUCCUCGUGAUU